Messenger RNA from Melozone crissalis (California towhee), 1221 nucleotides. RefSeq names its product lysosomal acid lipase/cholesteryl ester hydrolase-like. The record is from RefSeq and is a predicted model, not a curated record. The transcript is spliced from 9 exons. The coding region runs from base 4 to 1221 and encodes 405 amino acids. Lineage: Eukaryota; Metazoa; Chordata; Aves; Passeriformes; Passerellidae. Gene Ontology annotation, molecular function: hydrolase activity, acting on ester bonds.
AAGAUGUGGUGCCUCCUCGUGCUGCUCUGCUCCCAGGGAAUUGCCUUUCCAGCAGGAUUCUCAGCAGGAUUCUCAGCAGCCUCCAGUGCAGGUGUUGACACAAGCCGCUGCAAGCGCCGCAACCCGGAAUGCUUCAUGAAUGUUAGUGAAAUUAUCAGAUAUCAUGGAUUCCCCAGCGAGGAAUAUGAAGUUCCAACAGAGGAUGGAUACAUUCUUGGUGUUUUCAGAAUUCCUUCUGGAAGGAACAACCACAAUACAGGGAAGAAGCCUGCAGUCUUGCUACAUCAUGGUUUUUUAUCAGAUUCUAUUCACUGGAUUGCCAACCUGCCCAACAACAGCUUGGGCUUCAUCCUUGCAGAUGCUGGCUAUGAUGUCUGGUUGGGAAACAGCCGAGGAGACACCUGGUCUUUAAAACAUAAGACCCUUAAGCCCUGCCAGAAAGAGUUCUGGCAGUUCAGCUUCGAUGAGAUAGGUAAAUACGAUAUUCCAGCAGAGCUGAACUUCAUCCUGAAUAAAACUGGACAGAAGGAUGUUUACUAUAUUGGUCACUCCGAAGGGUCAGCUGCAGGCUUCAUAGCACUUUCUACUUAUCCUGACAUGCCUCAGAAGAUUAAAGCAUUCUUUGCUUUGGCACCAGUGACCACCAUCACACAUUCUACCAGUCCUAUGAUAACAAUUGCACUGCUUCCCCAGCCACUGAUCAGGUUACUGCUUGGCUGCAAAGGAGUUCUUCAAUACAAUGAGCUGAUGAAAGGACCGGUAACACGGUUCUGCGCAUGUCAGGGGAAAGUCUGUGGCAGUAUCUUCUGCUACCUGACCGGGGGCAGGAUACAAAAUAUGAACAUGAGUCGAACAGAUUCAUACUCGGGACACUACCCAGCUGGAACAUCGGUACAGAACGUUAUUCACUGGCAGCAGAUAAAACAUGCAGACCAAUUUCAAGCUUAUGACUACGGCUGUAAGGAAAACAUGAAGAAAUACAACCAGACUGCUCCUCCUGAGUACAAGAUAGAGGAGAUAAAGGUGCCAACUGCUGUUUGGAGUGGUGGACAGGACAAAUUUGCAGACCCAACAGACAUAGCAAGGCUUCUUCCUCGGAUCACUAAUCUCAUUUACCAUGAGCAUUUUCCUACAUGGGGACAUCUUGAUUUCCUCUGGGGCCUUGAUGCAACUGAGAAAAUGUAUCUGAAAAUCAUUGAACUACUGAAGAAAUAUGCUUAG